Molecule: messenger RNA, 3081 nt
Organism: Crotalus tigris (Tiger rattlesnake)
Lineage: Eukaryota; Metazoa; Chordata; Lepidosauria; Squamata; Viperidae
Gene: GMEB2
Product: glucocorticoid modulatory element binding protein 2
Exons: 10
Coding region: 277-1875 (532 amino acids)
Biological process (GO): positive regulation of transcription by RNA polymerase II
Cellular component (GO): nucleus
Molecular function (GO): RNA polymerase II cis-regulatory region sequence-specific DNA binding; DNA-binding transcription activator activity, RNA polymerase II-specific
Source: RefSeq, a predicted model, not a curated record
GGCGGGCCCCCAUGUGGUGGAAGGGGCCGGACGGCACUUAAGCUUAGAAGAGCUGUUAAAAAUUUUUUUAUUAUUAUUAUUUUUGGGGUGGGAUUUUUCUGACUUGGAUCUUGACUAAGCGGGGCCUUUAUGGCGGGAAGGACUACAAAGCCCAUCAGGGGCGUGGAGUGGGGGGAAGGACUCCCUCUCCCAAAGGGUGAAAGAAUGGCUGAUCGACAAGCUGAGAGAAGAGAAUGAAAUAAAGCAGGAUAAAGAGCUUCUAAAGGAGCUUCCUUAAUGAUGGCGACGCAAGAUAUGAGCAUGCAUAUGGAGGAGGUUGUCGUGGUAACAACUCCAGAUAGUGUGGUGGAUGGCAGCGGUGUGGAGGAAGUGAAGACUGUCCUCGUUACCACCAAUUUGUCCCAGCAUGGGAGUGACCUCAGUGAGGACACCCUGGAGACCGAAAACGCAGCUGCUGCAGCUGCCGCAGCUUUUACCGCCUCUGCACAUCUGAAGGAAGCCCUUUUAGUGAAGAUGGCGGAAGGAGAGGAAUGCAUAGAAGCUGAGGUGGCUUAUCCCAUCACCUGUGGUGACAGCAAAGCAAACCUGAUAUGGCGGAAGUUUGUUUGCCCCGGCAUCAACGUGAAGUGUGUGCAGUACGACAAUCAUUUGAUAAGUCCUAAGGAAUUUGUGCAUUUGGCUGGCAAGUCCACCCUGAAGGACUGGAAAAGGGCCAUCCGAAUGAAUGGAAUCAUGCUAAGGAAAAUCAUGGAUUCAGGCAAGCUGGAUUUCUAUGAGCACACCAAAGUUUGCUCGAAUACCUGUCGCAGCACUAAAAUCGACCUGACCGGAGCCAGGGUGUCCCUCAGCAGCCAGACGUCAUCAGAGUACACCCCUCUCACUCCGGCCUCCGCCGACGUCAACGGAUCUCCGGCCACCAUCACCAUAGAAACCGAGGAUGCCGGCGAGUGGACCACUGCUAUCGGAGAGGACGUCUUUACAUUUUGGCAAGGGCUGAAAGACGCCGGGUUGCUUGAAGAAGUGGUGCAGGAGUUCAGGAUGGAGUUCACGGAAGCGGUGAGGGGUCUGCAGCAGAGGAUCCAGGAGCUGCCUUUGCAGCUGAACGAUGCCAUCCUGCUGAACAACAUCGUCCAAAACUUUGGCAUGCUGGACCUGGUGAAGAAAGUUUUGGCCAGUCACAAGUGCCAAAUGGACCGUUCCAGAAAGCAAUACACGCGAGACUUGGCAGCUCUGGAGCAGCAGUGUGACGAGCACCGCAAGAGAGCCAAGGAGCUGAAGUACAAAUCCCAGCAUCUCAACAACGUGCUGAUGACCUUGACGCCCGUCUCCAUCCCCUCCCCUCUCAAACGCCCCCGGCUAACCCGGGCCACAUCAGGACCACCGGCCAUCACCUCCCAACUCCUGACUCAGUCGGCCCAGAUUGCCGUGGCUCCAGGCGUGCCGGUCACCCAGCUGGCCGGUUUGCCCAUCGGCAAAGUAGUCUCCGCCCUGCCGGCGUCUGCUCUGGCCAAGGCCACCGCCCAGGUGACGUCAGCCGGCUCGCCCAUCUCCUCGCUGCUGGGCGGAUACACCAUCUUGGCGUCGGCGGGUUCCGCCUUCUCCAACGCGGUGGAAAUCCAUCCGGAAGCCUCCAACCUCACCGUCUUGAGCACCGCGGCCAUCCAGGACAGCAGCACGGUGGUCAAAGUGGUGAGCCCUUUCCAGCUGCUCACCCUUCCAGGGCUGGGCACGGCCAUCCAGAACGUGACGCAGGUGUCUCCCGGGGGCAGCACCAUUGUGGCUGUGCCAUCCAGCAUAAUGGAAGGCGCUUCGGCCACGGAGGAACACACCACCAUUGAGGUGACCACCGUAGCGGACGAGCCUCAGCAGAAAUGAAACGCAGACGUUGGGUCCAUUUUUUGGGGGGGGAAGUGCUCCGGGCUUACGGACCCGUCCCUUGGAGGAGAAGACGGCGAAAACGAAGAAGAGAGUGCUGGGGAAAAAAGGAAGGGAAAACGGAUCAGCUGAUGGAGGAAUAGGGAGGUUGAAAUCAUAAAGAGAAGAAAGAUGAAAAGAGACCCCAAAACGAAGGGAGAAAGGCACUGAAGCGGCAGGAAAAACACCCCUGUUCCUGGGAUCCAUUACAGGCGCUAAUCUUUGCACCCCCAGCUUGUAAGCGCUCCCCCCCCCCCAUCUCUAGCCAGCUCUGGGAAACCGAGGCAGCUGAGACAGGUUUCAAAGCAUGAAACAGUUCACCAAACCAGGCAGGCCAAAGGAUUAGGUAGCCAGACAGGAAUAUUUUAAAAAUAUUUCAGGGCUGGCAAGAAGGGUGUGUUUGGGGGGGGGGGGUCCCAGUACCAGGCAAUUGCCUGAAUGUUUGGUUAGGGGGCUGAUGGACUGUUUCUCUGCCAGAAUGGAGGUGGAUAAAAAAAUCUGGCAUUUGCCCCUGGGAGAAAUGUAGAAGGAGCCCUGUUGCGGUUUGCCAAAAGGCGCAGGGGACAGGGAAUAGCGGCUUGAAAAAUUGGGAAAGUCCCGUGAGGACGCAGGAGGCUUGAAAGGGAGAUGGGGUGGGGGGGAGACUUUGGUGAAGGACUUGAAAGAGCUUCUAUUUGCUGAGGCUCCCCCUUCCCCCCCCCCCAGCUUGCAUCUCAGCCCCAGAGCAUUCAAGAGGAAGCCCUGGCCAAACUGCUGAAAGUGUUGGGGGGAUUUUCCCCUCCCCCCCAAGCGGGUCUGUCCUCCAUGGCUACCCAGCCUUAUCCUCCCCACCCCCAAGUGCAGGGGUAGGCCACCUUGGCUCUUUUAUGACUCGUGGACUUCAACUCCCAGAAUUCCUGAGCCAGCCACGCUGAGGGAAAAGGGAGAGGUUUCCAAGCUGAGCCAUGCUGGCUCAGGAAUUCUGGGAGUGGAAGUCCACGAGUCAUAAAAGCGCCAAGGUUGCCUACCCCUAGUCUAAAUCCAACAUUGGGUCCUUCAGUGGCAUCCUAGGACAGGGGUAGGCCACCUUGGCUCUUUUAUGACUCGUGGACUUCAAAUCCCAGAAUUCCUGAGCCAGCCACGCUGAGGAGAAAGGGAGAGGUUUCCAAGCUGAGCCAUCCUGGCUCA